CGCACACACGCAGAAUAGGAAAAGUGAAGACGUACUGUAGUGUCAGUUAAAAACAGAAUGUACAACAUAAUUACCAGGAGCACAAGAAAAAGCAGCAGAAGACAGCAAAGCUCACAGAAACGUCAGUAAGUAGUAGAUCAUAGUGGCAUUACUAAGAAUUUCAGCUAUAGUUUACUAAAAUGUGUUUUAAACAAAAAUAUCUCAUGUUUGCUGACAACUGGGAGAACUGAAGAUGGCGCCUGGCUAUCUUGUGGUAUUUCACAUGCGGUUGUUUUCCAUCCCUGUAAGAAGGAAAUUGAGAAUCUAUGACUGUAUUUCAAACUCUGCUUGUUUUAUUAGAUAUAAAAGUGUACAUACAUUGUUUCAGUGUGGGAGAAUAAACAAUAGGACUAACAUAGGAACAUGAAGAGCAUUAACCAGAGGGAAGAGGAAGGUAGGAGUAGUGAAAGAAAAAGCAGGUCGAGUUGGGGGUAGAAAUCAUAUUUCUACAGUCUACACAGUUGUUUCAUUUAAUUUGAAAGAUAAUUAUUGACUUUAUGAUGUAAUAUUAGGUGAUAUUAAAGUAUGAAAAUUAAUCAAGUUAAGUACACGUGUCAUUAGGAGAAUACCAGUGUCUGCUGCAGGAUCAUUCAUUCAAUCAUUACUAGCGUCUCUCCACAUAGAAAGUGUGUUGAUGUGAAUUGAGCAGCAUGAGUCAGUGUGAGGACAGAGUGGCGGGAGCCCCUCUCAGCAAAAUACUUCAAUUUGGAGAUGUUGACCAAAGUCAGACUAAAGCUCAGAGUACUGAGCCUAGGCCUGGUCCCAUCUCUUUGUCUGCAGAGAGUGGCAGGUCAAGGGAUUCUUGUAUUGAUUUCAAAGACAGCUAUGUCAAACAAGUCAGUAAGAAGAGCUCAAAGGUUCGCAGUGGUCAUUGUGUCCAGCAGCAUGAAACCCCCCUAGGUGCCAUAUUUAAGUUACUGGAGGAGAACAUCAUGACUUUUGUGAAGAACGAACUCAAGAAGAUGCAGAAGCUUCUGAGAUCAGACUAUCUAGAAUCCAUGGAGAGUCAGAAGGAGGAUGAGGAGGAGGAGUUGAAUGAUGAAAAUGAAAAGCAGAGGAGGAGCAGCAGAGACGCAUUUUUGAAAAUCACACUGAACUUCCUGAGGAGGAUGAAUCAGGAGCAGUUGGCGGACUGUCUGCAGAGCAAAUCUCCUCUUAUUUGCCAACACAGACUUAAAUCUAACCUGAAGAAAAGGUUUCAGUUUGUGUUUGAGGGCAUCGCCAAAGCAGGAAACCCAACCCUACUGAACCAGAUCUACACGGAGCUUUACAUUACAGAAGGAGGGACUGGAGAGGUCAACGAUGAACAUGAGGUCAGACAGCUUGAAAGAGCAUCCAGGAAACUAGACAGAGCACAAACAACCAUCAGACAUGAAGACAUCUUUAAAGGCUCAGCUGGAAGAGACCGGCCCAUCAGAACUGUGGUGACCAAGGGAGUGGCGGGCAUCGGGAAAACAGUCCUAACACAGAAGUUCACUCUGGACUGGGCUGAAGACAAAGCCAACCAGGACAUACAGUUCACAUUUCCAUUCACCUUCAGAGAGCUGAAUAUGCUGAAAGAGGAAAAUUUCAGCUUGGUGGAACUUGUUCACCACUUCUUUAGCGAAAGCAAAGAAAUCUGCAGGUUUGAACAGUUCCAGGUUGUUUUCAUCUUGGAUGGUCUGGAUGAGUGUCGACUUUCUCUGGACUUCCACAACACUAAAAUCCUGACUGAUGUCACAAAGUCUACCUCAGUGGAUGUGCUGCUGACAAACCUUAUUAGGGGGAACCUGCUUCCUUCUGCUCAUCUCUGGAUCACCACACGACCUGCAGCAGCCAAUCAGAUCCCUCCUGGCUUUGUUGACAUGGUGACAGAAGUCAGAGGGUUCAAUGACCCACAGAAGGAUGAGUACUUUAGGAAGAGAUUCAAAGAUGAGCAGCAGGCCAACAGGAUCAUUUGCCACAUCAAGACGUCACGAAGCCUCCACAUCAUGUGCCACAUUCCAGUCUUCUGCUGGAUCACUGCUACGGUUCUGGAGGCUCUGCUGGAAACCAGAAAGGGAGGAGAGCUGCCCAAGACACUGACGGAGAUGUACAUCCACUUUCUGGUGGUUCAGUUUAGAAUGAAGAACAUCAAGUAUGAUGGAGGAGCUGAGACAGAUCCACACUGGAGUCCAGAGACCAGGAAGAUUAUCGGGUCUCUGGGAAAACUGGCUUUUGAGCAGCUGCAGAAAGGAAACCUGAUCUUCUAUGAGUCAGACCUAACAGAGUGUGGCAUCGAUGUCAGAGCAGCCUCAGUUUACUCAGGAGUGUUCACACAGGUCUUCAAAGAGGAGAGAGGACUCUACCAGGACCAGGUGUUCUGCUUCAUCCAUCUGAGUGUUCAGGAGUUUCUGGCUGCUCUUUAUGUUCAUCUGACCUUCAUCAACUCUGGAGUCAAUCUGCUGUCACAACAACCAACCUCUCAUACAUCUCAUACAAAUCAAGAAGAAUUUGCAGAAACUGACCUUUACCAGAGUGCCGUAGACAAGGCCUUACUGAGUCCUAAUGGACACCUGGACCUGUUCCUUCGCUUCUUUCUUGGUCUGUCACUUCAGAGCAAUCGGAUGUUCCUGCGAGGUGUGUUCAGACAGCCACAGGGUAAUGCAGACACCAAAGGGAGAACAUGCACAUACAUCAAGAUGAUGAUCAGUGAGAAUCUUUCAGCAGAAAAAAGUAUCAAUCUGUUCCAUUGUCUUAAUGAGUUGAAAGAUCGAUCUCUAGUGGAGGAGAUCCAACAGUACUUGAGUUCAGGAAGACUCUCCACAGAUAACCUCUCUUCUGCUCAGUGGUCAGCUCUGGUCUUUACCCUGCUGACAUCAGAGAAAGAUUUGGAUGUGUUUGAUUUGAAGAUGUAUGCUGCUUCAGAGGAGGCUCUUUUAAAGCUUUUGCCUGUGGUAGAAGUCUCUAAGAAAGCACUACUCAGUGGCUGUAACCUCACAGAGAGAAGCUGUGAAGCUUUGUCCUCAGUUCUCACGUCUCAGUCCUCUAGUCUGAGAGAACUGGACCUAAGCAAUAACGACCUGCACGACUCAGGACUGAAGCUACUUUCUGUUGGACUACAGAGUCUGCACUGCAGAUUAGAAUCGCUCUGGUUGUCAGGCUGUCUGAUCACCCACCAUGGCUGUACUUUUCUGGCCACAGCUCUGAACAACAAUCGCCACCAUUUGAGUCAGCUGGACCUGAGAUAUAAUUAUCCAGGAGAUUCAGGAGUAAAGCUGUUAUCUGACUUAGUAGAGAAUCCACUGUGGAGAUUGGACACAUUCAGGGUGGAGCCUGGCGGAGUUCAGUGGUUGAGACCAGGACUGAGGAAGUAUUUCUGUGAACUUGCAAUCGACCUAAACACAGUGAACGGACAACUACAACUGUCUGACAACAACAGGAAGGUGACACAUGUGGAAGAAGACCAGUCAUAUCCCAAUCAUCCAGAGAGAUUUGACCACUGGCCUCAGCUUCUGUGUACUAAUGGUCUGACUGGUCGCUGCUACUGGGAGGUUGAGGUAAAAGGAGGCGCUCAUAUUGCAGUGACUUACAGAGGAAUCAAGAGGAAAGGUAAUAUACCUGACCGCAUGCUUGGAGGAAAUGCUCAUUCUUGGACCCUUUACAGCUGUGAUAAAUACUACUCUCCCUGGAAUAACAACAGAGGUGCAAUGAUCCCAUCCUCUUCCUCCUCCUCUGGCUCUAUCAGAGUAGCAGUGUAUGUGGACUGUCCUGCUGGGACUCUGUCCUUCUACAGAAUCACUUCUGACAAACUAAUCCAUCUUCACACCUUCAAUACCACAUUUACUGAACCUCUGUAUCCCGGGUUUAGGCUCAUGUUUGCUACCACAGUGAAGUUGUAAGCUAGGUUGCAAACCACACAAAGUGACAUUUGAUGCUGUCAAUACUGAAAGUUUCUGAAUUAAAUCAAAGUAAAUGCAUUAAAUUGUAAUUAUAGUCAUCCAUCA
Molecule: messenger RNA, 4004 nt
Organism: Betta splendens (Siamese fighting fish)
Lineage: Eukaryota; Metazoa; Chordata; Actinopteri; Anabantiformes; Osphronemidae
Product: NACHT, LRR and PYD domains-containing protein 3-like
Exons: 9
Coding region: 690-3899 (1069 amino acids)
Molecular function (GO): protein binding
Source: RefSeq, a predicted model, not a curated record